Molecule: messenger RNA, 3627 nt
Organism: Microcebus murinus (gray mouse lemur)
Lineage: Eukaryota; Metazoa; Chordata; Mammalia; Primates; Cheirogaleidae
Source: RefSeq, a predicted model, not a curated record
GGAGGGGCUAUGGCCAGGUUUCCUGGCGACGCGGUCUGCUGGCGGCUGUUUUCUUGGCUUCUGCCUCUUUCCUUUCCUGACGCGUGAGUUAGGUCGAUAUGCCUUGGCUGCUCUCAGCUCCCAAACUGGUUCCUGCUGUAGCAAACGUCCGCGGCCUCUCAGGAUGCAUGUCGUGUUCACAGCGAAGGUACUCCCUCCAGCCUGUGCCAGAGAGGAAGAUUCCAACCCGAUACCUAGGCCAACCCAGCCCCUUUACACACCCACACCUUCUCAGACCAGGGGAGGUGACUCCAGGACUAUCUCAGGUAGAAUAUGCACUUCGCAGACACAAACUGAUGUCUCUGAUCCACAAGGAAUCACAAGGAUACAGUGGGACCGACCAGACAGUAGUUGUGCUCUCCAACCCAACAUACUACAUGAGCAACGAUAUCCCCUAUACUUUCCACCAAGACAACAAUUUCCUAUACCUGUGUGGAUUCCAAGAGCCUGAUAGCAUUCUGGUCCUUCAAAGCCUCCCUGGCAAGGAACUACCAUCGCACAAAGCCAUGCUUUUUGUGCCCCGGAGAGACCCCAGUCGAGAACUUUGGGAUGGCCCACGAUCUGGCACUGAUGGCGCAAUAGCUCUAACUGGAGUAGAUGAAGCCUAUACACUAGAAGAAUUUCAACAUCUUGUACCCAAACUGAAAGCUGAGACGAACAUGGUUUGGUAUGACUGGAUGAGGCCCUCUCAUGCACAGCUUCACUCUGACUACAUGCAGCAUCUGACUGAGGCCAAAGCCAGGAGUAAGAACAAGGUUCGGGGUGUCCAGCAGCUGGUACAGCGCCUCCGACUGAUCAAAUCUCCUGCAGAAAUUGAACGAAUGCAGAUUGCUGGGAAACUGACAUCACAGGCUUUCAUUGAGACCAUGUUCGCCAGUAAAGCUCCUGUGAACGAAGCCUUUCUUUAUGCUAAGUUUGAAUUUGAAUGCCGAGCUCGUGGUGCAGACAUUUUAGCCUACCCACCUGUGGUUGCUGGUGGUAAUCGGUCAAACACUUUGCACUAUGUGAAGAAUAAUCAACUCAUCAAGGAUGGGGAAAUGGUGCUUUUGGAUGGAGGUUGUGAGUCUUCCUGCUAUGUGAGCGACAUCACCCGUACCUGGCCUGUCAAUGGCAGGUUCACUACACCUCAGGCAGAACUCUAUGAAGCUGUUCUAGAGAUCCAGAGAGACUGUCUGACCCUCUGCUUCCCUGGGUCAAGCUUAGAGAACAUCUACAGCAUGAUGCUGACGCUGAUAGGACAGAAGCUUGAAGAGUUAGGGAUCAUGAAAAAUGUUAAAGAAAAUAAUGCCUUCAAGGCUGCUCGAAAAUACUGCCCUCAUCAUGUUGGCCAUUACCUUGGGAUGGAUGUGCAUGACACUCAAGACAUGCCCCGUUCCCUCCCUCUACAGCCCGGGAUGGUAAUCACAAUUGAACCAGGCAUUUAUAUUCCGGAGGAUGACAGAGAUGCCCCAGAGAAGUUUCGGGGCCUUGGUGUACGAAUUGAGGAUGAUGUAGUUGUGACUCAGGACUCGCCUCUCAUCCUUUCUGCAGAUUGUCCCAAAGAGAUGAAGGACAUUGAACAGAUAUGCAACAGGGCCUCUUGACCUUCAUCACAGCCCGCAUGCAUCUCAGGUCCUUCCCUUCUUGCACUUUUGCUGAGAUCCACCUAAUAUCAUAAGAUGUUUGUAUGAUGCCUGUAUUUUGAGCUAAUCACCAAUGUCUCUGCCUGUGCUAAAAGCCAUCUGUCAGUGAUUGUGGGUGGCGCAUACAUACCUUCUACAACCCCUCCCUACCUACUCCAGAUCCUGCAUACUGACUAGAGCCACAUAAGCCCUUAAGGGCACUGGUGUCCUGUAAUCUUGCCAUUCAGCCAGAUUCUAGCAACACUAGCUCUCAAACAAAACAGUUUUGAGCCUUUCUUGCCAUUUGGUUGCCUUGGGCGGAGCCUGUAAAGUGUUUAGAUUCUUGAUAAGGAAGGAAAUGGAAGAGAAAUAAAAAUAUGUAUGUGACUACUACAGAUCCAGACCUCCAGCCAUUAGUUCUCUUCAGUUUAAAGAUGAUUCCUUUCCCAAACAUCCGUGAUUCCUUUAUAGGAUCUUAAUACAUUGACCUUCAUAGGUUACCCUUAUAGCUGCUGAGCUGGCCAAGGGCAGAUCCUCUACUUACUCUAUCAAAGUCAAAGUAGUGGUACCCAGUUUCCAGAGAAAUACCCCUGUUAUCAUUCUGUGAUUUCCUCUAGUGCUGUUAAAAACAAAAUAUGGAAUCCACCAAGUCCCUGUAAGCAUCCUAUAAUCCUUAUCUUUCUCUAAUGUUAGCACUGACUAGACAGUGGUAAAGAGGUACAGUAUUAAAUGCAGUUAUACAACUCAGUUUGCAACGUGAGCAGGGCUAGAUUACUGCAGGUGGUCUAUUCAGGAGCUUCUGUGAUACAUAGAAGCUUUAAAAGCCAGUAUGUUCAUCUCCUUUAAAUCUGAAUAUGUGCCCAGGACAUACAAAAUGUGAUAAUUGUUGAAGCAUAAAUUAGAGUAUUUUUUAAAAAAUAUUUGUAUUAGGGAAGUACAAACUAGGAGAUUAACAGUCUCUGUAGUGCUAGAAGUUUGCUCGUGUCAUCAGGAAAACCCAAGGUACAGAACCAAAAGCAGACAGGCAGUGACUUGAUCAGAAGACAAAGAUAAUGUUACAACCAAAGUGUUACAAACUGUAUCCUGACAGUGCUUAUCCAGGAAUGUUUGGCUUUGCUAAGCGUAUCUAAACAGCUGUGGGAAUGGAAGCUGCACAGCUGGAGUCUCCCUCCAACUUCUCAGAUCUGUGCUACUUUCUAAAAGAGAGGGAAAUAAGUCCACAACUCUGGCUUCUCACUUCCCAGGCCUCUGUGCCCCCAACAACCCUUUCCUUGGAUUGGGUUUCCUUUGUUCAUGUAUAAUCCUGGAAUAAGGAAUUUACAUUUCUUCCUAAAUGUUUCUGUGGUCUUCAACUUUCUAGCUAAAAGCUUAGGGGGCUUUUAUGUAUCGAAGCAUACUUGGAUGUGAAACGGACUGGAAUCUCACUGGGAUUCCAAAUUCUACAGAUGUUACUGGUAGUUAGAAUGGCUAUUGUGGAAUUCUGGCAAUUUUUAGUCCCUGACCCAGUUAUAUUGGCCUUUGAGUCCCAGAUUAACCAUAGCAACUGAACAUUUGAUUCAGACCAUCAAGAUAGCAUAAUGAAUCUCUCAUAGCAAUGUUUUAAAGGCUGUCUGACAAACUCAGGAUUUGUUGAACAGAUAAUUAUGUAUAGUGCAGUGUUCUCAUUCAUUCUUAGCCAUGCCACAGACAUUUCCCUCUAAUUUUUUUGUUAUUUUUUUAAUAAAAAAGAAUGCUAUUGUUAUUGGAUAUAUUAAUACAAUAAUUUUAUUUUUCUUAUGUUGUCAGGAAAUAACCCAUUCCACUUAAAUGGGCUUUCCAAAUACUAAAACAAACAUUUCUUAAAAUUUACAUUAUUCUAGUUUGCUGAUCUUUUACAUUUAACAAAGCUGGAACUUGAAGUUCUACCAUAGUUACUGGGUUUUUUUUUAGAGACAGGGCCUUGCUCUGUUGCCCAGGCUGGAGUCAGUGACACGAUCAUAGCUCACUG